Molecule: messenger RNA, 2540 nt
Organism: Phalaenopsis equestris
Lineage: Eukaryota; Viridiplantae; Streptophyta; Magnoliopsida; Asparagales; Orchidaceae
Product: probable galacturonosyltransferase 11
Exons: 3
Coding region: 406-2001 (531 amino acids)
Molecular function (GO): polygalacturonate 4-alpha-galacturonosyltransferase activity
Source: RefSeq, a predicted model, not a curated record
CUCUUAGCUUCAACCUGAAUUUGAUGCAACCUUUGAAUCUCCCUGGUCGGCCAGCACCCAUAAAAAUAAUAGAUUAAAAAGAUUCUUAUGGUCUUCUUCCUCCCACGAUUGAGCUAGAGAGAUCGUCGAGUGAUUCUUUGCUCCAGCAUAUGGAACUCUGAUAAUUUGGUAAGAGAGAUAAUAGUGUCACAGAGAGAAAGCGAAAAGACCCAUCUCUUCUCCGCUAUUUGAUCUUUGCCGAGUAGGAGGUUGAUUUUCUCGAUUUAGUUCGAUUCUAAGGAAUACUGGAUGAAGGAGGGAGUUUGGAAAUCUGUAAUAGGAAUGAUAGAUAUGGGUUUCCAGUUGGGGGCUCUGUAACUGGUAUAUAGGUUUUCCUUGUUCAGACCGAAAGCUGUUGCUAGCGAUAUGCGGAGGAGCCGGCGCCCGGCAAGAAGGAGGCUUUCGGAUUGGAUCUGGUGGAUUCUAGGUUUAUUCAUGGCUGGGGGUUUGCUUCUUUUUGUUCUUCAUCAUCACCACCAGGACAGCUCCGGGCUUCGGAUGAAGGAGAAGGUCCCAAAAUCUACAGAGCUCUCACAUCAGAGUUUCAAUCUAACCCAAGAACUACUGAGCAGCACAUCCUUUGGCAGGCAAUUAGCUGAUCAAAUGACACUAUCCAAAGCUUAUGUUGUCAUUGCAAAAGAGCAUGGAAACCUCCAGCUCGCUUCGGAGCUCAGCUCACGAAUCCGAGACUGUCAGCGAUUGUUUUCUCGAGUUGCUGUUCAAGGAAAUCCCAUAAGCCUCGAAGAAGCUCAUCCCAUCAUCACUCAUCUCGCUCAGCUCAUCUACAGAGCCCAGGAUUUGCACUACGAUAUCAGCACCACUAUCACCACCCUGAAGAACCACGCGCAAGCUCUCGAAGAGCGCGCAAAUGCCGCCACAGUGCAGAGCGCACGGUUCGGUCAGUUGGCCGCAGAGGCUCUUCCUAAAAGCCUCCAUUGCUUAAACAUCGAGAUGCUUGAUGAGUGGUAUAAAAACCAAGAGCUGAGAAAACUUGCACAAACUCAUCGGAAGUCGCCUUCGCUGGUAGACACGAAUUUGUACCAUUUCUGUAUAUUUUCCGAUAAUGUUCUCGCCACUUCUGUCGUUGUGAACUCGACCAUCUCCAACGCUGACCAUCCUCGGCUGCUUGUGUUUCACAUAGUCACCGACGGCAUCAAUUAUCAAUCCAUGGCUGCUUUGUUUUUGAAUAAUGAUUAUAAAGGCUGUUCCUUUGAAAUUCAGAGUGUUGAAGAGUUUGAUUGGUUGAAUGCCUCCUAUUCUCCAUUGUUGAAGCAGCUUUCAGUUCCAGAAUCGCAGUCAUAUUACUUCGGCGGUCUUGCAGACUUUCCUGAGGAGGAGACCAAAUUCAGGAACCCAAAGUUUGUUUUACUGCUUAAUCACCUGCGCUUCUAUAUUCCAGAAAUAUACCCAUCACUGGAAAGGAUAGUUUUUCUUGAUGAUGAUGUUGUGGUCCAGAAGGAUUUAACACAGCUUUUUUCGCUCGAUCUUCAUGGAAAUGUGAACGGAGCUGUCGAAACCUGCCUCGAAUCGUAUCAUCGGUUCUACAAGUUUCUGAACUUUUCGAAUCCGUUGAUCAGCUCGAAAUUCGACCCGCAGGCCUGCGCGUGGGCGUUUGGCGUCAAUGUUUUCGAUCUGAUUGCGUGGAAGAAGGCGAAUGUGACGGCGAGAUAUCACUACUGGCAGGAACAGAAUGUGCGCAGAACACUCUGGAAGACAGGGACGCUACCUGCUGGACUGCUGACGUUCUACGGGCUGACGGAGCCGCUCGAUCGAAGAUGGCAUGUUGUCGGGCUCGGCUAUGAUUUUGACAUUGAUGAUAGAAUGAUACAGAGCGCCGCGGUUUUGCACUUCAGUGGCAACAUGAAGCCAUGGCUGAAGUUGGCUGUCAGUAAAUAUAAGCAUUUUUGGACUCAAUAUGUCGACUUGGAUCGACCUUAUCUUAGAGAUUGUAUCAUGCAUUGAAUUGAUAUUGUUUUGUUAUUUGAUUCUCUCUCUCUCCUCUAUCUUUUGAAUUUUGAAAGUAAAUGUUUUAGCUUGGCUUGCAAUUUUGCUUUCUUUUGCCAGGUACUUUGAGACCUAAGUUUUGUAACUAAGGGUCCGUUUGGGGGGGAUUUUUUUUCGUGCGGCGCGGCGUUUCCCCGCAAAUCUCGCCCGUUUGGGGCGACAAUUUGAUCAUGGCUUCCCCAACGCGCAGCAGGAUACCUCUCGUGGUCGAGCUUUCCCUUUUUUUACUUUUACGCGUAUGCUCCUCCGCUCGUCGUCUGCCGCUUGGAUCGGUCACCUAUCAUCACAGCGAUAGGUAGCCAUGUCAGAAACCACGAAGAGACGAGAGAAGAGUGGAUCGAACCAGAUCUUCUCCUCCCCCUCGGCGUAGUGUGGUUCGGUGUUCUUUUUAUGAACUUUUUCUCCUUUUUUUUGUCUUCUUUUUUUUCCUUCUCUCUGCUGAAAUUUCGGAUCCGAUGGUUGGAGGUAACGGGACAGAUAUAGCAGCUUGGAUGCCC